Zasmidium cellare ATCC 36951 is the source of this 504-nucleotide messenger RNA. RefSeq lists its product as uncharacterized. The transcript has a single exon. NCBI's taxonomy places the organism in Eukaryota, Fungi, Ascomycota, Dothideomycetes, Mycosphaerellales, Mycosphaerellaceae. The record is from RefSeq and is a predicted model, not a curated record. Bases 1 to 504 code for a protein of 167 amino acids.
AUGGACCGCCACGGCGACUUCCCGGUUUCCUCGCAACAAUCGGCCAUCGACGAGCUGUUAUCUGCAAUGCUGGUGCCGUAUAAUGGACAGCUGAUUCCAGCGUCUUCGGUGCCUUCACGAGACGGGAGUGAAGAUGCCCACAGCACAAGCAUCGGCGCUGGUGCCACAGCUGCAUCGGAUCAAAGCCGCCAUGCAGGAGGACCUCAUGUGUCGAUCCGCGCAUACGCUCCACGUGUGAAGGACACAGGCACUUCUUCGCGGACUGGUGAAUACGGUAAACUGCCAACAGACUUAAAGAACGGAGCAGGAGGUGUCGAAUUCUGCAAGACAACAACUUCGUCGCCCCCUGGCUCCGCCGAGGCCGCCUUGCAGUCCAAGCUCAGCAGCAGUCAACGGCUAGUAGCAGAGAUGCAGCUUAAAGCUUCUUGGCAUUGCAGCCGCACUUCAUCUCGUUCAUCUCACCUCACCUCCAUGUCAUUGCUUCGACUACUCCAUAAUAGAUAA